AUGGCCAGGCGACUUGUCUCCAGAUCAGGGGGAACUAGGGCGGUUCUGCUCUCGAAGUUUUCUGGUGGUGGGCACUUCUUGAAGGUGCAGAGUGGAACGCCGCAGAAACGCCUCGCCAAGGAAACCACCGGAAAACAAGCAUGCCUGCGAGAGAUGCGGGUACUUGCAGGCAACACCUUCGUGUUCUCGAUCGGGCACUGUGAAAUCUGGCGGUGCCCUUCAAGAGCUGCGCUGGUGGAGGCAGCGACGAGUUCCGACUCCAAGGAAGUCUUCAGCGAGCUUUGCGAGUACGACGAGACGGUGGCUGGGCGCCGGGGCGCCGAGAAGAGGUCGCCAGUGUACGUACAGCUCUGGGAGUGGAACUUCGAUGACAUCGCAAAGGUUCUUCCUUACUUGAUCUUUCUUGGAUGUCAGCGGCUCUUUGGCUCAAAUAGCCUUCGACUUGCCGCGAUGGUGUGCAGAUACCUCUCGGUGGCACGGCUGGUGUUAUGGCUGGCUGUAUGCACGUACAGUGCGAGGGCCUCUGCGCAGUGCUUGCCUGAUGCCGUGCCACCGAGCCUUCGGAAGCUCCUUCAGAGCGACACUGCAAGAUUCCCAUUGGGAAUCUGGAUCAAUGGGAAUCCCCAGGAUCUAAUCAUGAGCGCCAUCUUUGAAACACUCAGCCAGGAGGUGCUGGGUAUAAACACGUCGGUGUCACAGCAGCGACGGCGCAGCGUUCCAGACGGGUUCUAUGCCUUGGCAGGAUGCGAGGCAAACGAGUCACAAUGGAAUUGCCACGGCGCAGAGUCGAGGAUGCACGUCAUGCUGGGUGCCUUCGUGGUAUACAGCGAAGCCCAGCUCGAUCAGGUGCAGCGCUUGCGAGUGGGUGGCAUCUUGGAGCGAGUUGGCGACGGCUACGACUUCUCCCAAGGCUUGCACGUGCCCAAGGCGCUUUUCGACCAGGCGUACAGGGAACACGCCGCUUCCCUGGACUUCUUUCGCACAUAUGCAGCUGAAGCUGCAGAUUCGGUAGGCAGCUUCAGGAAUGUCUUCGCCAGGAUCGGCGAUUUCGACCCUGCAGACCUCGUGCCGUGUGCGGAUUGGGUGCUCUACGAGUCCCAGGAGUCCAAGAGGCAGUACAUCGAAGUCACAGGAGAUUCCGACGGCUUGGAUCUUGUGGAUGGCUCCUACCGGGCGCGAUGCCACGAAGUGAACUGGUGGCUGGCACCCUCCUGUCGCUCAAAUUCCUCUGUGUGCAUUCCUUGCCUGACAUGCUACACCUGGGGAGUGGCGUGGUAUUUCGAGAUGAUUAUGACAAAAGCAGGUGUGUGGAAGAUGCCGCUGGCAAUCGGUGCGGGCACAGGCUGUGGGCCAGGGGGAUCUUUUGAGCGACUCCCGCACACUCACAACACUCUCUUCUACUAUUGGGCGCCGGAUGCAAUGUUCAACUCACUGCAACCGAUUCCAAUCACCUUUCCAGCAACGAACCGCAAAUCCUGGCGCCAGUAUGACAUGUCAACCACAAUGGCCUUGGUCCAGGCUGAGACCGUGGUGAGCACCGACAUGUCAAAGUGGGCUCCAGAGGUUACAACUUUCCUGAAGAAGAUGUGGUUUGGGUCCGAGGAGAUGAAUGAGCUUCUGGCCAAUUCUAGUGGAAAAGAUUGGAGUGGUCUGCGCGAUGUGGCCUGCGAGUGGAUCAAGCAGCAUGAAGAUGUCUGGAGAAGCUGGGUGCCAGUGAAAACGAGCUGCUUGCCAGGCCAGGGCAUGUUCUCUGCAAUUGCAGAGUCCUUCGUCCAAGCCCGCGAGAAUGCUUCGACCUGCCAAGCAUGCCCGCCAGGGAGAUAUUCUGCUCUGAUUGGGGACGACAUCGGGGACACGGCUGAGUGUCGCGUAUGUCAACCAGGAUUUAGCCAGAGUGCACACGCGGCUGUGAGCUGUACUCCAUGCGCCCCUGGGACCUUUUCGGACGAGAGCGGCUCCACUUUGUGCCAGAAGUGUGGGCAAGGGGAGUAUCAAGAUCGAGAAGCAAGUGCUGCUUGUCGUCCUUGCGGCCAGUUUGAGACGACGCGCCUGCUCGGCGCCAGCCAGCGCAGCCACUGCGAGUGUGAAAGCGGCUCAUGGUGGCAGCAAGACGAGAACUUUACUGGGUGCCAUCCCUGUUCACUGGGCAUGAAGUGCCUGGGCGGUCUGGCCCCACCACAACAGCAACAGGGCUAUUGGGCGAUGCAGGAGAUGCGAAAUGGCAAGAUGCAGCUUUCCGUAUUCGCUUGCUACAGCGAUCUCCAGUGUCCCGCAGGCGUUCCUGGAACCUGCGCCGGAAACCGCGUUGGACUUGCCUGCGCAGCAUGUUUGCCAGGUCAUCAUCAGGCAGCCAUGGGUGACUGCAAGCCAUGUGAUGGCGGCUUGCUGCUUCUUCUGCCCAUGUUGGUCGUGGUACUCACAUUCUUGCCUUUCCUGUGCAGUGUUCUGUGCAAAUGCCAAUCACGUUAUUCAUCUGCAGCACCAACAGUUGCAGCCAGCUUGGCGAUCGCUGUUACAUUCGCUGCGCAGGGCGUGUACGGCAUGCAGUCCCUGCGCAUCAUUCGUCAACUUGAGAUCAAGUGGCUGGACCCUGCGAAGUCGCUGUUGGCUGCGUUGUCUUUCAUUUCGAUUGAUUUCGAUAUUCUGGGCCUGCCGUGCUACGUUCCGGAAAGCAAUCCGAUUGCCACAUAUGCCUUUCAGUUGAUGGCCUUGCCCACUUUUGUGCUCGCCUCCCUGCUGCCUGGGAUACUGGCUCGGAUGCUCCGCCGUCCAUUCAAGUUCCGCAUCGUGUUCAACAUCUGGGCCUUGUUGUUUGUCUCGUUACUCACAGCCAUCACGCUGAUGUGCUUCAAGCCGUUCGAGUGCCGGGAAAACCCCAAUGGCAAGUUCACCAUCUUUGAGUAUGCACACGUGUUGUGCUGGGAGUCCAACAGCCACGCCAUGCUCGUAGGGAUCUCCUUCAUUGGCAUUCUGGCAUAUCCCGUCAGCAUCCUGGCGUGGCUCCUAUAUCUCACGUGGUACUACCCAACCUGGCUACUAUCAGCCAGCGGCAUCAACACGGUUGAGAAGUACCGCUUCUUGUUCGGUAAGUUCCGGCCAGAGCGAUACUACUACUGUGUGCUGCUCAGCAUAGGCAAUCUGCUUGUGGGCUGCAUCCCGGGAUGCUUCGCGUCGUUUCCCGCACUUCAAGUUGGCAUUAUGAGCUUUGUCCUGUGGGCACGGAAUGCGCUGCAUUGCCUGCUGUGGCCCUGGAGGAUUGAAGUCGCGAACUGGAGCGAUUUGCUUCUGCAGGGAGGUGUCGCGCUGCUUCUCAGCUUGGCUGCACCUCUGAACCUCGAGGUUCAGAUCGGAGAUCGCAGCGAGUACGUCUUGACUGUUGGCAUGUCCAUCGUGCUGGUUUUGCUGCCCGCCAGCAUCUGCCUUGCAGCCAUUCUGGCUUUAUAUUUCCGGGCGGGGAAGCAGAAUCGAUACACCACUUUCAUCUCCCACCAGAAGGCUUCGGCGGGCAUCUUCUGCCGUUACCUGAAGAUUGUGAUGGCAAAGCAUGCUCGAACCAAAGUCUUCUACGACUCGGAUGACCUCCUGAAUUUGGGAGAUCUUUUCGAAACAGUUCGGACCAGGACUGAGAGCUUCCUGGCAGUUUUAACGCCCGGCUUCAUUCAAAGCGUGUGGUGUGUUGGAGAACUUUCCAUGGCAUUCCACUGCGGUCUCCCAAUUUUUGCCUUGUGCUGUGAUGGGCAUAAGAUACCAGAGUAUCUCGAUGUGAACCAAAUUGAGUCUAGUUGGCCCGCAAACGAAUUUCAGCUGCUUAUUGCUCAUGGAGUUGGACGGGCGGAGGUUCAGGCGGCCCUGGCUUACCUCAAUCGGCUGGAACAUUUUCAGCUUUCCCGGACAGCACCUGGUGCAGAACAGGAAGCGGUAGCACACAUGGUCAUGGGAGCUAUUCUCGGGAAACUGGGUGCCAAGCCAGAUGACUUUUCGACUCUGGAGAGGGCUGCUGGUGAAGGCGAGGUGAGCAAGGCGCGCGUGCUGGUCGCCUCCAGCACCAGCACGCAGUCGAUGUCCACCAGCCUCGUGAUCCAGCAGCUGAUGCAGUACCAGCUGCAAGAAAGGGUCUGCCACGUGUUUCGGGCCGAGGAGAUCAAGGCAGCUCACCGAGCCUCCUCGGGGAUCAUUGUCCUUGGAAAGGGCAGCUUGGAGGAUGAAGCUUUCUCAGAGCUGGUCCUGGCCAUUCCAGGGACCUUGACGAGGCUCCUUGUCAACGAUGGGUCCUUCGAAUUCCCGACCCACGAUUUCUACCGCCGGAUCCGGGAUGGAGAGCUAGGGCUGCGUGGAAACCCGCACGAGAUCAGCGCCACCUACCAGGGCCUUUGUUCCUCCUUGGCGGUGCCCUUGACACCAGCCGGUCCCAGCUGGCUGCUUGAUCGACAGAUCAGCCAGAUUUGCAGAAGGUUGGGCCGGUUGGGAACUGAGACGAAGAGCGUCUCCCCCGAAGACUUUUCCCGUCCUCCUUCUGACAGCUGGCUGAAUCGACCCAAGAGCUGGCUUUGGGAAGAAGAGCAGGAGGAAGAAGAUGGAGAAAGAAGCCGUAGCUCUUACGUGGAACAGGCGUUCUGA
Symbiodinium natans is the source of this 4617-nucleotide messenger RNA. The record is from the annotation of a GenBank genome assembly. NCBI's taxonomy places the organism in Eukaryota, Dinophyceae, Suessiales, Symbiodiniaceae.